AUGUCUUUCAGUGAUCAACAGUGCAAGCAACCAUGUGUGCCACCUCCAUGUCUUCAAAAGACCCAAGAAAAGUGCCAAACACAAGCUGAAGAAGUUUGUGUCCCCUCGUGUCAGGACCCCUGCCAAGAUAAAGGUCCACUCCAAGCUCAGGGGAUAUGCGAUCCUCAGUGCCAGGAGAUAAACCAAGGAAACUGCCCACAGCAAGGCCAAGAUCCAUGCCUACCUCCAAGCCAAGACCAGUGCCUGCCGCAGUGUGUGGAGCCAUGCCAGGAGCUUGCCCAAACAAAAUGUGUGGAGGAGUUCCCACAGAAGGUCCAGGAGAAGUGUUCCUCCCAGGGCAAAGGAAAGUAG
Cricetulus griseus (Chinese hamster) is the source of this 351-nucleotide messenger RNA. The record is from RefSeq and is a predicted model, not a curated record. NCBI's taxonomy places the organism in Eukaryota, Metazoa, Chordata, Mammalia, Rodentia, Cricetidae.